AUGACGCACAACCUGCGCUCCCUCUAUCGCGCGUUCCUCCGCGAACUGCCGCCCCGCCCACUCCUCAAGGGCCCACGAUCGCCUCUGCAUGCUCAGCUGCGCGCCGAGUUUGAGGCUCCGUCCGCUUCCUCAGCGUCUUCUGCGCCCUCUUCGUCGUCACCGACUCCCACUCCGGCCGCCCAGUCGGCCUUCCACGGCGAGCAGUACCUCGCCUUCCUGCAAGCCCAGCGCACACACACCAUGCUACUCGAGCGCUACAAUCCCAACCUGGCCGGCGACAUGGACGAGGCCGAGCGGAUUCGGUUGACGGCGCGGCGUGUGGGCAUCAACCUACCCGUCGAGUUCAAGGACGGCGAGGGCAGUGAGGGCGAGGGCGAGACGAAGUGA
Molecule: messenger RNA, 387 nt
Organism: Sporothrix brasiliensis 5110
Lineage: Eukaryota; Fungi; Ascomycota; Sordariomycetes; Ophiostomatales; Ophiostomataceae
Product: Ras guanyl-nucleotide exchange factor
Exons: 1
Coding region: 1-387 (128 amino acids)
Biological process (GO): mitochondrial proton-transporting ATP synthase complex assembly
Cellular component (GO): mitochondrial matrix
Source: RefSeq, a predicted model, not a curated record